Molecule: messenger RNA, 1659 nt
Organism: Caenorhabditis remanei
Lineage: Eukaryota; Metazoa; Nematoda; Chromadorea; Rhabditida; Rhabditidae
Exons: 7
Coding region: 1-1659 (552 amino acids)
Source: RefSeq, a predicted model, not a curated record
AUGCCAGAUUUGGAAAUCAACGGUGUUGAAAUGGAGAAUGGCGUUGGAAGAUCAGACAGUCUGAAAGCUGAAGAAGCUAAUGCUCUACGUGAAUGGGAUCCGAAACAUCUACUCAAAGCACUCUAUGAGAUCUCUUACGAACCAAGAGUUGAGACAAAACGCAAUCGUUUCGUCACAAUGGAAGGCCACGUUGAGGUUCCUGCUGAUGAGGUAACGAAAGCAGAUGGGCUGGACAACGAAGGGUGGAUGAAACAGUACAUCAGAAUGAAGGAAGGACGUCUCCAGAUCUUCGCAAGUCACUACGCCGGCGAAGCUGCAGCUCAAGAACUUGUUUUAUCUGGAGCUGAUGUCGAUGCAAACAAGGAUGAAAGAACAUUGACGAUUCAUGGAGGAAGGGAACAUGUCAAAUAUUACUGCAGAGUUCCAUCAGCAGUGUUUGAUAAAUGGCGUCAAUCGUUUCUUUCACAUUGCGCAUCUUCUUUGAUCGAUGCAUACGUGAAACCAAUUCCCCGUGCCUUCCAGCAUUUGACUGAAAGAGUUUUGAUCCUCGAAUUGGGAUCUUGUUCAAUCAGAGCUGGAGUCCUUACGACUGAACCAUCACUUCCACAAGCAUUCUUCCCAGCAAUUGCAGUUCGAACUGAUGAUGGAAAGAUUAUUGUUGGGGAAGAUGCCUACAAACCUGAAGUUCGGCACAAUGGAGACUUCGUGAGACCAAUUUCAGCCACAGACCCAUCAGUGGAGAGAUAUUCAAUUGAUAAAGAUGUUCUGAAGGCAGUUAUUGGAAAAAUCACAAAAGAACUUAAAGUGGAACCAUGGAAGUAUAAAGUUCUUCUUUCAAUUCCACAAAAUAUUCCGACUGUUUUGAUCGGAGAGCUAUUGCAGAUCUGUUUGGAAGAUAUCAAGUUCCAAGCAGCAGCAAUCACUCGUCAACCAUCACUGAUUCUUUAUGCUUAUGACGUCACAACUGGAGUUGUAGUUGAUAUUGGAGAGCGAGUUAACAUUGUUCCAGUAAUUGAUGGAUAUGUCGUCGAGUCGGCAAUCUGCUCCAUUCCGUAUGGAUCACAACAAAUGGGAGAUUCAUUGAGAAGUUCAUUGAGUGCUCACAAUAAAGGAUUGUAUGCAUUCCAGAGUCCAGUUGAGAAACUGAUUCUGAGAUUUGCAUUAGAACAGACGACAUAUGUACCAGAGGAUUACCAAAAAGAAGAGAAAACAGAGAACAAAGAGGCUAGAAUUUCACUGGAUGCAUUCACACCAGUUCCAGGAAUGCAGACGAGAUUCGAUAUUGACAAUUCUCGAUUCUUAUGCACAGAAGGUCUAUUCAAGCCAAAGAAGUGGGGACUUGACACCAAAGGACUUCAUCAGCUCAUUCACGAAGCUAUCUUACAAAGCCCAAUUGAUAGUCGGAGGACUCUUUACAGAAAUAUAUACUUGGCUGGUGGUGCUUCUCUGAUGCCCGGACUCGCUGAAAAACUUGAGCAAGAACUCUCAACCGUUGUUCCAAACACGAUUCACACACAAGUCAACAUCAGUCCGUGGCGGUAUAACGCAGCAUACCUCGGUGCACAGAUCGUCGCAUCAGCUUCAACAUUCGAAGACUCAUGUAUUUCCCUACAACAGCUACCAAAAUUCUUAGCACAGCUCCAGUCAUCUUCCUUUUAA